Messenger RNA from Daphnia magna, 2526 nucleotides. RefSeq lists its product as uncharacterized. The transcript has 17 exons. Lineage: Eukaryota; Metazoa; Arthropoda; Branchiopoda; Diplostraca; Daphniidae. The record is from RefSeq and is a predicted model, not a curated record. The coding region runs from base 1 to 2526 and encodes 841 amino acids.
AUGCCCUUUAAGUGUGCCAUUCCAACAUGCUCGUCUUCUAAAGAUCCAAUGCUGCUUGCUGAAUGGGAAAGCAACCUUCACCUGUUGGAUGGUCAACAUCUUUCAUCAAAGUCGAAAAUUUGCCAAUUACAUUUCUCAGAAAGUGAUAUUAUUAAAGGGAAAACAGUGAAGGAAAAUGGCAAAGAUUGCUUUAUUUCCCACAGAAAUUGGAUACUUAAGCCAAAUGCUCUACCCUCAAGUGUUCAGCCAUUGCCACUUGCACUGGAUUUACCAGCAUUUAUCGAGGAGGAAGCUGAUAUGCAGCACUCAUUAGCAGUGCAGUCCCUUCCAUCGUCUUUAAAUGGAAUGAAUAACACCAAUUGUGAAGCUGAGAUCCCUUUAAGUGUAGUUGAAGAACUAGGCACUGACAGAUCUACCUCAAAAGGAUGUGAACAACAUGGAGAGAAACGAUCAUUGGUUAUUGAUAAUUUAUCAUCUGAGACUAACAAUGCGGGGAAGCGCAUCUGUUUAGACGAUGCCACGGUUUUUACGGCAAUUGAACAACAAACCCAACUGCAAGUGAUGGCUACUGCUGAACAGAUAUUGAGCACAAUAGUGCCAUCUUCUUAUUUUAGAGCAAAUGAAGCAGUUUUAAAAAUACCGCCACCCCCUGCUUGGGUUUGGGUCAAAGCUGCUAUUGCCAAAGGAUGGACGUGUAAUGAAUUCGUUAGUGAUGACAUUUUUACAGCUACGUUUUGCUUGGGUUUAAAAAUGGACAACCUUGACAUCUCCAGUUUGGCGGAAAUAAAAGGCAGAAUUCUGAAACACGGAACUUGGAGAGCAACCAGUUGCCAAUUGCUGUUGGCCAAUGGGCGGCGAAACACAUGCACAUCAUGUUUGUCUUUACUCAACGGUACCCGCAAAAGAUUAAAACGCUUGGCGUUCAGGAAUCGCCAACUGCAGAACACACAUUACCGUUUUCAAACGAAACAACACUUGAUUCAACGGCUGCGUUUGGAAUCGUUGAAAUUGGAUGUAGCCAGGCGAAAAGUGAAAAGGGCAAAACUAAGUAACAAGUCCUUGAAAAAGAAGAUAAAGCAGCUUGAGGAGAAGUUUGAUGCACUGGAUCACUCGAAGGUUGAGAUGUUAAUAAAAGAUGAUGUUCAGCUAACUGAUUCGAAGGCUAAAUGCCUGAAUAAGAAAAGUAUGAGAUACGAUGCCGAUUGGCUCUUAGAUUGCCUUAUCCUUCACUUGAAGAGCAAGGCAGCGCCCUACAUGGCUUCCUGGAUACAGCCUUUUGCCGUAUUUGCCUCCAAAAACUCAACUUCCGGUGAAGACCUUUACCGCUUGGUUCUGAAGGCUCUUGUAUUGUUGGAAGAACACGGUGCCAUCGUUAAAUCAAUUGUGUGCGACGGAGCGGCAACGAACAAAAAGAUGUGGAGCUUGGCUGGCGUUUACGGUCACACGGACGACCAUAAAGCCAUUCUGAACAACGUAAUGUUGCAUCGAACAAAUCAAGAAAAGAUAUAUGUUAUGGGCGACGCCCCACAUCUGAUCAAAUGCAUCCGCAACCAUAUAUUGAACACGACUAACGUUCAAAUGUCUGGGAAACUUGUUAGCUGGACCCAUGUCGAAGAGCUUUUCGCGACUGAUAGCUCAACUGUUGGGGGUUUGCAGGCUUGUUCUCGCCUAACCCCAGUCCAUAUUCAUCCAACAAACAUGCAAAAAAUGAAUGUUUCUCUGGCAGCACAAGUAUUAUCAAAAUCUGUCGCGGAUUUGUUCCGGUAUUACAGAACGCAAACAGAAGACCCUGAGCUUGCGCUACGUUUCAAAGACACUGAAGGAACUGAAGAGCUGUUUCGUUUAAUUAACGAUGUAUUCGACAUCAUGAACGGACGAUGUAGAAAGAAUGCUAUCUCAAGAGACGACUGGGAACGAAAAAAAGACCGACUCAGAGAGCUGCUUACGCACAUAGACGAAUCUGAGUGCUACGGAUGGGAUUUUGAGGAUGGAUUUGACUGCCCACCUUUAUAUCCCGCGUUUGCCUCGACGUUGACUCUCUCAACAUUGAGAGUCACCAUACUCAGCACUAUAGAUUUGGUGGACGAGCUGUUGGACUUGGGUUUUACCUACGUUCUGACGGGGAAAUUUAAUCAAGAUUGCAUAGAAAGAUUUUUCGGGAUUAUUCGCUCUUGCGGAGGCUCAUGCAAUAAACCAGCUGUUUCAUCAUUUCUUCAGCUCUUUCGCAUGCUGACACUGUACUACCCCACCAAAACUAUUAUUGGAUCAAAUGUGGAUGGAGUGGAGCGCAUGGUUCUGCUUUCAUCUUACAAGGACUGGCUCAAAAAUAGUAACAUUCCAGCAUUCACCAACCUGUUCGACAGUGUUCCAACUACAACUUCUUCUUCGACAGCCAGCCACGACUCUAUACUCACUGCACCACAGUCAGCUAGUAGCAGUCAUAACCUGGUGUCUGAGACGGUUAGUAGAACACCGACCAACAUCCAAAAUACAACGGAAAACAUCUUUACUGAGACUGUCCAGUAG